AUUUUAACAUUGAAUUGUUACAUUUUUCAUUAUUUUCUUGUUCACUAUUAUAGAUUUCACAUUUUUUUGCAUUAACAAUGGGCAAUACUUCUUCCUUGUUGACUCAAUAUGACAUUGAAGAAGUUCAAGAACACUGUAAUAACACAUUUUCACAGCAGGAAAUUCUUUCAUUGUACCAAAGGUUUUGUCAACUGGAUAGAAAUGGAUGUGGAUUUAUCUCUGGAGAAGAGUUUCUUUCAGUGCCUGAAUUUGCUGUCAAUCCUCUUUCUCAGAGGCUAUUAAGGAUGAUAGAUGGUUUAAAUUUCAAAGAAUUUGUGGCGUUCUUAUCAGCGUUUAGUGCUCAUGCCAGCUUGCAACAAAAGGUUGAAUUUAUUUUUAGAGUUUAUGAUUCUGAUGGGAAUGGAAAGGUGACGUUCAAUGAUAUGCUGGAGGUCUUGCAAGAUUUGACUGGAUCGUUUAUAUCCGAGGUUCAAAGAGAGCAAGUUUUGACGAGUGUUCUCGAGGAAGCAGGAUACAGCAAGGAUUCUUUACUCGUCCAAUCGGACUUCCUGAAGAUUCUUGGCAGCUCUGGUCUGAAGAUGGAAGUUGAAAUUCCAGUAGAUUGAAUUAGCAUGUAAUUGUACCACCCUAAGAGUUAAAAACAAAAGUUCCUUUUCAACUGUUUGAUUUAAUAUAUUGCCUGUUAUGAAUUAUGAUGAGUAUGUGUGUAAUUCAUGUUAUUGUUCACAUCAUAAUGGUUGGAAGUUUACACUAUAUUGCAACCA
Capsicum annuum is the source of this 764-nucleotide messenger RNA. RefSeq names its product calcineurin subunit B. The record is from RefSeq and is a predicted model, not a curated record. Bases 78 to 605 code for a protein of 175 amino acids. The transcript has 6 exons. Gene Ontology annotation, molecular function: calcium ion binding. Lineage: Eukaryota; Viridiplantae; Streptophyta; Magnoliopsida; Solanales; Solanaceae.